Messenger RNA from Quercus robur (English oak), 2159 nucleotides. RefSeq names its product pentatricopeptide repeat-containing protein At3g29230-like. NCBI's taxonomy places the organism in Eukaryota, Viridiplantae, Streptophyta, Magnoliopsida, Fagales, Fagaceae. The record is from RefSeq and is a predicted model, not a curated record. Gene Ontology annotation, biological process: RNA modification. Gene Ontology annotation, molecular function: RNA binding; protein binding. The transcript has a single exon. Bases 381 to 2000 code for a protein of 539 amino acids.
CUUCACCAAAGCAUAUCCAAAACACAAAACACUAAGACACACAAGCAGACCAUUCUAUUAGUUGUAGUAGUUGUAGUUCUCCUCCGAAUCAAAGGGGUCAAAUUCAUUUUCCUUUCUUCGUUAAGCCGUGACAGUAAGUGCACACUAACACACAGCUUUCUGCUUCUAAAAUAUCGAAAAUUCAGCUUAUAAGUUUAGCCGCAAAGCCCACACAAAGGCUUGUUGAAGAAAAACUCAUUGCACUCUUGCAAUCAUGUAAGGCUCUAAAACAACUCAAACAAAUCCAAACCCAGAUAAUUAUUCACAGCUUCCUACACAAUAAUGACUACUACUACUUCAUCGCAAGAAGAUUUAUCACAGCUUGUGCUGAGCUCAAGAAAAUGGCUUAUGCACGCAAAGUGUUCGAUCAAAUUCCUGACCCGCCGAAUAUUGCGCUGUGGAAUGCAAUGUUCAAAGGGUAUGCUCAAAAUGAGUCUUAUAGGGAAGUUUUAGUUUUGUUUAGUAAUAUGAAGAGCUUGGAUGUGAUGCCCAAUUGCUUUACUUUCCCUCUUGUUUUGAAAUCUUGUGGGAAAAUUAAUGCAUAUGUGGAAGGCCAGGAAGUGCAAUGUGUGGCAAUAAAGGGUGGGUUUAGAGCAAACCCAUUUGUGGGAACUACGUUGAUUGAUAUGUAUGCGGGUGGAGGAGCAGUUAGAGCUGCUUACAAGGUGUUUGGUGAGAUGGUUGAGAGGAAUGUAGUUGCUUGGACUUCGAUGAUUAGUGGGUAUAUUUUGUGUAGUGAUAUGGUUUCUGCACGGUGCCUUUUUGACUUGGCCCCUGAGCGAGAUGUUGUGUUGUGGAACACUAUGGUUUCGGGUUAUAUUGAACUGGGUGAUAUGGUAGCUGCAAGGAAGCUUUUCGAUGAGAUGCCUAACCGGGAUGUGAUGUCUUGGAAUACAGUGUUGAAUGGUUAUGCGAAUAAUGGAGAUGUUGAGGCGUGUGAGAGGUUGUUUGAAGAGAUGCCUGAGAGGAAUAUUUUCUCUUGGAAUGGAUUGAUUGGAGGGUAUGCCCGAAACGGGAAAUUCUUUGAAGUUAUGGAGACAUUCAAAAGGAUGCUAAUUGAGGGUAAUGUGCUUCCUAAUGAUGCCACACUGGUGAUCGCAUUGUCUGCUUGUUCGAGAUUAGGAGCUCUUGAUUUAGGUAAGUGGGUUCAUGCGUAUGCGGAGAGUAAUGGAUAUAAGGGAAAUCUUUACAUUGGGAAUGCUUUGAUUGACAUGUAUGCAAAAUGUGGAAUUAUAGAAAAUUCUGUUGAUGUGUUCAAGAGCAUGGGUAGAAAGGAUUUGAUCACGUGGAACACCAUAAUCAAUGGCAUAGCAAUGCAUGGACAUGGGAGUGACGCCCUUAAUCUGUUUUGUGAGAUGAAAAAUGCUGGAGAAACACCAGAUGGAAUCACAUUCUUAGGUAUCCUAUGCGCUUGUACACACAUGGGCUUAGUUGAAGAUGGCUUUUCAUAUUUCCAGUCAAUGGUUGAUGAUUAUUCAAUUGUGCCUCAAAUUGAGCAUUAUGGUUGUAUGGUUGAUCUGUUUGCCCGAGCUGGUCUUUUAGACCAGGCAAUAGAGUUUGUGAGGAAGAUGCCCAUGGAAGCAGAUGCUGUUAUUUGGGCUGCCUUACUUGGGGCAUGUAGGAUUUACAAAAACAUUGAGUUGGCUGAAGUGGCUCUUGACCAGCUUAUCAAACUUGAACCAAAGAACCCCUCAAAUUUCGUUAUGCUGUCAAAUAUAUAUGGGGAUCUUGGGAGAUGGAAAGAUGUUGCACGACUAAAAGUUGCAAUGAGGGAUACAGGGUUGCGAAAAUUGCCAGGAUCUAGCUUGAUUGAGGUCAACGAUUCUGUUGUUGAGUUCUAUUCCUUAGAUGAGAGGCAUUCUGAGAGAGAGGAAAUCUAUAGAGCCUUGAGGGGGUUGACAAAAUCGUUAAGAUCAUUUGAAUAUCUACCAGACCUGAUGGAACAUGAGCAGGGAGGUUAAAGAUAACGGAGGGUUAAGGCAAACACUUAUUAAAGUUUUAAUUAACUUAACACUUAAAAAUUAAAUUUCUCAUCUCUUGAUUCUCUUAGUCCCCUUUGGGAUUAAAUUUCUAUUUUGUUGAAUAUAGAGUUUCUUAAAUGAAUUCUUUUGCUUUGAAAA